UUGGAAGGUUUAGAAAGAGAAUGUGUUGAUUCCUACUGGUUUGCAGGCGUUGAUUUCGACGGCAAUUCCAUGUAGAGGGGGCCGUAUCCAUACACUGCGCACCCUCUGCGCACUUUAGCAUUUCUAGGAACGGCAGAGCAGAAUCAGCCAACAGGCAAUAGCUAUCAAAAUUUCUUCCUUAAUUUCAACGAUUGUCUGUCAGCAGAUACCCACUUCCGAUCCUGUACAGAGAUCAUUGAAAACCAUUUCCCAGUAUCCUCUUCAUCAAAACGCUUGUCACAAGAGAGUGGGAAAAAAAAUUUGUGGUGAAGAUGGGGAAGAAGAGGAUAAUGCUACCAGUGGAGGAAGUGGACAUAUCUGCGGUGAAAUAUGAGAAUGAAGUCAUCAAAGCUCCACAUUUGACUGGGUUCUUGUUGAAGUUGUUUGUUAAGAUAAUUGAAGCUCCAUUGCUUGGUUCUUUGAUCGUAUAUUUGGUGAAGAAGGAGAAUAGGAUGGUUGAGUUGUUGCGGAACACUGUGAUUCCAGAGGCACCCAUGUUUAAACCUGAGUUUCCUCCACAAGAACCUGAACCUGGUGUAAUCAUCAUGGAAGAAGAUGGAAAGCCAGAAGACCGAGUUGAAUCAGCCUUGAAGUGUCUUCCACAUUAUGAUCCUGCUAGUCUCUGGAAUGCUGAUUCAUCUCCAUUCCGAUACUGGAAGAUACGUGAUUAUGCACAUGCUUAUCGGUCUAGGCUUGCAACCCCUUCUAUGGUUGCAGAGCACUUCAUCUCAGUUAUGGAAGAGUUCAGAAAUAAGAAGCCCCCAGCACCAUUAUUGGUUUCUUUUGAUGCUGAGGACCUAAGAAAGCAAGCUGCAGCUUCUACACAAAGGUUUCAGGAAGGAAAUCCCUUAUCUAUCUUGGACGGUAUUUUUGUGGCAAUCAAGGAUGAUAUAGAUUGCUUACCUCAUCCUUCUAAGGGUGCAACAAUAUGGAUGCACGAGGUUCGUCCUGUUGAAAAGGAUGCAGUUAGCGUUUCAAGACUGCGUAGCUGUGGUGUUAUUUUUGUGGGGAAGGCAAAUAUGCAUGAGUUGGGCCUGGGAACCAGUGGAAAUAAUCCAAAUUAUGGAACAACAAGAAACCCCCAUGCACCAGAAAGGUAUACUGGUGGAUCUUCCUCAGGCCCAGCAGCACUUGUAGCUUCCGGACUAUGUUCAGCUGCACUGGGAACUGAUGGUGGAGGUUCAGUUCGUAUUCCUUCUUCACUUUGUGGUGUAGUGGGCUUGAAAACAACAUAUGGACGGACUUCUAUGAUAGGGUCAAUAUGUGAUUCUGGGACUGUGGAAAUUAUAGGCCCCAUUGCAUCAACGGUUGAGGAUGUCAUGCUAGUGUAUGCAGCCAUCUUGGGCUCCUCUCCUGCUGAUAGAAUCUGUUCAAAACCGGCACCUCCUUGUUUGCCAAAUUUAUCAUCAUCUGAAAGCUUGAAUGUGAUGGGAACACUGCGCCUGGGGAAGUACACACAGUGGUUUAAUGAUGUAUACUCAACUGAUAUCUCUGAUAAGUGUGAGGAUGUGCUCAAUAUGCUAUCCAAAAACCAUGGGUGCAAAGUAACAGAGAUUAUAAUACCAGAACUGAACGAGAUGCGCAAUGCUCAUAUUGUUUCAAUUGGCUCUGAAUCAGUAUCUUCAUUAAAUCCUCAUUGUUAUGAUGGGAAACUAUCGAAAAUGACCUUGGAUACUCGCACUAAUCUGGCACUAUUUAGGACAUUCGCUGCAUCAGAUUAUGUUGCUGCCCAAUGUCUGAGGAGAAGGCUAAUGUACUACCACAUGGAGAUUUUCAAGAAUGUUGAUAUCAUAGUGACCCCAACAACUGGUAUGACGGCACCUAUAAUAUCCCCUAGUGCUCUUAAAUUUGGGGAAUCAAAUCUUCAGGUUGGAGGUUACCUCAUGCGGUUUGUUGUAGCCGCAAAUCUUCUUGGACUUCCUGCCAUUUCUGUUCCUGUUGGUUACGAUAAACAAGGACUUCCAAUAGGCUUACAACUCAUAGGCCGGCCAUGGGGCGAAGCUUCAAUUUUGCGAUUGGCUUCUGCAGUGGAGGAACUCUGUGGUGAGCCUAAGAAGAAGCCUGCACAAUUUUAUGAUAUCUUGAAAGUGAAAUAGGAAUCUGCCUGCCUAUGACAAUUGGUUUCUCCAUUUCAGCUCCCUCUCUGCAUACUUUGAAACGUCUUUUAUUGCUUAAUAAAUGUUGUCAUAAGAAGCUACUAUGCUUAUUUAAACAAUCCCUGUUUGAAACAAUCACUUGUUUGUUAUCUUAUUUCCAUUGGGAUGGUUAAACCAUUUGGAUCUAAUAUAUGUAUAUACAUUGGGAUACUCUUCAGAAAUUGAAAAAAAAAGUUAAAAGUGUAUGAAUUGAUGGAGGGUAUAAUAUAUUAAAGACCCUUCUGGAUAACUUUCCUAA
This is a messenger RNA of Vitis riparia (riverbank grape), 2433 nucleotides long. RefSeq names its product fatty acid amide hydrolase. The coding region runs from base 312 to 2135 and encodes 607 amino acids. The record is from RefSeq and is a predicted model, not a curated record. Gene Ontology annotation, cellular component: membrane. Lineage: Eukaryota; Viridiplantae; Streptophyta; Magnoliopsida; Vitales; Vitaceae. The transcript has 21 exons. Gene Ontology annotation, biological process: N-acylethanolamine metabolic process. Gene Ontology annotation, molecular function: N-(long-chain-acyl)ethanolamine deacylase activity.